Rotaria sp. Silwood2 is the source of this 708-nucleotide messenger RNA. Lineage: Eukaryota; Metazoa; Rotifera; Eurotatoria; Philodinida; Philodinidae. The record is from the annotation of a GenBank genome assembly.
AUGACGCCUAGAACAUCUCGUAAUAAUACAAGUAAAUUCUCAAUGAGUAACCAUGUUAAUUCAAGUCUUCAAUGCCAUGUUGUUCUCGAUCGUUUGGAACAAUCAACAAUUGAUGAAAUAAUACAAAAUUUGACUGAAGAUAAUGACAAAAACAUUGCACUAAAAUCAACACCAGAUCGAUCAUUACGUAAAGCUUGUAAAGCUCGUCGAUCAUUAUCAAUAGCCAGAAAUAAAACAACAACCACAACAACACGAACAACUAUAACAACAAUGACAACAGAAAAAACGAUUGUUAAACGUAAAUCGACAGCAGCAGAAAUCGUUAAGCCAAAACGAUUUAAAUCAAUAAAUAAUAAUUGUGCUACUAUAAAUGAUAAUGGUACAAAAAAUGAUUCAUCUUCAUCCAUAUAUCAACGUAUUUAUUUAAAAUGUUUUGUUUGUUCAAAACGUGAAUAUGUUGAUGCACAAGUAACAAAUAGUGAUGCUUUACAUUCUCAUUGGCUUGAACAUGAUAAAGAUUUAUUAUUAAAUAUCUAUGAUACCGAAAUAGAUUCAAUUUUAACACGUGUUGUGGAAUUUUUCAAUUUACCUAAACAACAUAUAUUGGAAGGGAAAAUUAAAACAAUCUUUAUGCUUAAUUCAAAAGAAAUACGACUUACGUCAACAACUAACUUAUCUUCAAAUGAUUCAUAUAUUGUUAUUGAUUAA